UUUACUUAGUGUGCGUUGUCUAUUUAUGACGAGUCUAUGUUAUUAAUUCCGUGGAUGUAACCAGAGUUGUUAAUUAGUUAUUCCACAUCCAGGAAGGAAAACAAGCCCAUAAGGACCAUCAGUCAGCACUUACGAGGCAGGACAGCGCUCUAUAAAAAGAGAGGGGAGCCGCGAGAAAGACCACAGACUGUGAGGAACUUCUUCCAGCAGGACCGCAUCCAGCGCUGCCUUCGUUCCUUCAUCCGGUUCUCCUCAAACUGCCUCCGUCCGGGAGACUCGUGGGGGUGAGCGCGCGCUUGGGUAGCCCUGGUUCAUUUCUGGCUCUUUUGCGCACGAGGACGGGGUUGAUAAAAAAGGUCGGAGCGCGCGCGCUGACAGCAAGUCUCUUCUCAGAAGGAUCAACCUGAGCAGCAGAGCUAAUGGACGUCUCCAGGCUUCUGCUGUCCGUCGUCAUGGUGAUGUCCACGUCUGAUGGGACACCAGAAGCAUCAGAUUCUUCCUGCUUUCACCUGGACCAGGAUAGAUAUAAAGUUAUUAAAGGUGAAGCAUUUUAUUAUGUGCCCUACGAUUUGGAUGACCCCAACCUGCCUGAUGCAAACAUUACGUGGUACAAAGACGGGUCAGAGGUCAUGAAUAUCACCACAGACGAGGCACACAGGAUUCAUUACCAUGGAGGAGCGCUGUUUUUCUUAAACAUCAGCGCUAACGAUGCUGGUUGUUAUUCUGCCAGGCACAUUGAGCCAUCAGGUGAAUGUUUCUACUAUCAUCUGAAGAUCGAGGUCUUCGAUGGAACAAGUCGAGAGAAUCUGACCUAUGGAUCUAUCCGAAACUCUGACCAGAACAAAAACAUUCCUUGUCCGCAGCCUGUUAAAGACACAUGCAAAACAUUUAACGGGAACUUCACCUGGUUCAAGGGCAAGAAUCUCAUUCCUGGUCAACACAAAGAAAGCCUGUGGGUAAAUGAUGCAACAAAAGACGAUGAGGACAUUUACACCUGCAUAUGUACCUGGACUCACAACCACAAGGUGUACAACUCUUCUGGUUCCAGGAGACUGUUUGCUCUAGAGAAAGCCGUUUAUGAAAAAGUAAAAAUCAUCUCUCCAAACACAACGGAGCAGCUGGUUAAGAAAGGCUCCAGCGUGAAGCUGAACUGCACUGUUUACUGUGGGAUUAAUGCAGUGAGGGACUGUGAGGCCACAUGGUUUAUUAAUGGAAACCCAGCAAAGCAGAUGGACGGAUACAACGAAACCACCACGUUAGAGAUCAUGGAUCCUUCAAAGAGAACCUUCUCCACAGCGACCCUGGCCAUCGCACAGGUUUCAGCAGCAGAUUUCCAGCAUGAGUUUAAGUGUCAGGGCUCAGGAUUUUAUACAGUAACCUCUGCAACUUUAACUCUGAAGAAAGAUGAGAAAGCCGUUUAUGAAAAAGUAAAAAUCAUCUCUCCAAACACAACGGAGCAGCUGGUUAAGAAAGGCUCCAGCGUGAAGCUGAACUGCACUGUUUACUGUGGGAUUAAUGCAGUGAGGGACUGUGAGGCCACAUGGUUUAUUAAUGGAAACCCAGCAAAGCAGAUGGACGGAUACAACGAAACCACCACGUUAGAGAUCAUGGAUCCUUCAAAGAGAACCUUCUCCACAGCGACCCUGGCCAUCGCACAGGUUUCAGCAGCAGAUUUCCAGCAUGAGUUUAAGUGUCAGGGCUCAGGAUUUUAUACAGUAACCUCUGCAACUUUAACUCUGAAGAAAGAUGGUUAGUGUCAGGACGCGUUCCUAAACUUCUGCCUAUGAUAUGAUAUUUGUAGAAGCAACUGUUAAUGUUGCAGGUGAUAUAUUAUGCUGACCCAAAUUAACAAUCAUCAUGCUGGCAUAUCCAGGUUUAUUAGGGUUGUUUUGUGUGUAUGUUUGAUUACUUACCUUGUGUUACUUAUAUUCAAUUUUUCUUGGUAAGUUCUGUUGAUUUUUCUGUCGUUUCUAAGGUGUUGCCAUAUAAGCUAAUUCCUCUGUGUUUGCUUAUUUUUGUUUUGUUCUGCAUCCUGUAAUGGAGGGUCCUUCACAUGUGUGCCUUAAAAUUCAUUCAGACAGCUUUUUAGUUCUCUUUAAUAACUAGAAAGAUGAAGCCCUAAAGUUCCUAAACUGGCUCCCUGAAGUGAAGACAGUAGGUUGUAAGGCUGCGUUCACACUGCAGGCUGCAGUGACCCAAUUCCGAUUUUUUUGACGUAAUGCCAACUUUAUCCGAUCUUUUCAUGACAGUCUGAACAACACAGAUCGGAUUCUUUUCGAAUGUGAUCCAGGCCACUUGCAUGUCGGAUACGUAUCCGAUUCAAAUGUGACCUAAUGUUCAGGUCGCAUUCAUCCGAACUGAACGUCACUGAUACUCAACAAAUUUGCGUCCUGAUACGCGCAAGCACCGUUAGAAACCAUAUUUACUUCUUCUUUUUAUGAGCACUUCUUCUUUUUAUGGCGGUUGGCAGAACAGCGAGGACGCUGACGUUAUUACGCCCUCUACUGCACAUGCGGGACACUUUCAGGUCGUUUGCCCGUUGAGACUGCAGAACACAUACAGGUCGCAUAUUUGUGGCAGUGUGAACGGCCCAGGCAAAAAAAUUAGAUUUGACACAAAAACAAAAAAAAAUCGGAAUUGGGUCACUUCAGGCUGCAGUGUGAACGCAGCCAAAAACGCUUUUGUUAGCUUGUAAAUCACUUAAUGGCUAAGUCCAAGACACAUUAAAGGUGUGUUGUCGGUUUAAAAAAUACAUUAAGCCACCUGUUGUCGUAUCAAAACUCCAGCACAUUCAGGUCUUCUAGUUCAGGUUUACUUUGCAUCUCCAAACUCAGAACCAAACAUGGAGUAGCAGCAUUCAGUUUUUAUUCUCCACUAACGUGGACUGCACUUCGAGAAAACUUCAAAAAUGCUGAAGCACUGAGUACCUUUAAAUUAAGGAUGACAUUUUAUUUUAUAUAUAUUUUCUUUUAGCUUAGUCCUUAAUAACUACUGGGAUAUCAUAAAGUGUAGUCUGAUUUUCAAGCUGACAUCAUUGUCCCUUACUUUGCCAUGAAUGAAAUUUUUUUUAUGCUUGUUUGUUGUUGUAUUUUAUUUCUAGUCAUGUAAAACACGUUGAAUUACUUUGUUGCUGAAAAUGUACCAUUCAAAUAAAGUUGCCUUCCCUUCC
This is a messenger RNA of Xiphophorus maculatus (southern platyfish), 3169 nucleotides long. RefSeq names its product interleukin-1 receptor type 2-like. Lineage: Eukaryota; Metazoa; Chordata; Actinopteri; Cyprinodontiformes; Poeciliidae. The transcript has 11 exons. The record is from RefSeq and is a predicted model, not a curated record. Bases 420 to 1754 code for a protein of 444 amino acids.